GGAGCGGCCGGCGUCCCAGUUCGUGUGCGUUGGGCGCUACCGCGAGGCGGGGAAACGAAAGGACAGCGGCUGUGCGGGUUUUAGGGCGGCGGCUGCCACAGCAGCAGCGCCCCGGGCGGAGAGGGCCUUGGCGGCCGAGCAAGCUGGGGAUGGGGAGGACCGGGUGCCGCACCUCUUUCGGGUGCGUGUGCGACUCCGGAGUCGCACAGUGACGGCGACGGCGCCCCUGGCCCGGCAUCGCCGAGGCCGCUUCGCCAAAGAGCUCGCGGCGGGCCGGGCCACGAGGAGCGUCCGGGGCCGGGCCAGGCCUCGCUGACCUCGGCUCCGCGCGGCGGCCUCCCCCAUUUCCGCUCCGGCCUUACGGCAUGAGUGUCCGCCCGGGCCUGGGGCCGCGGCUGCCCCAGUCCCGCUGCCCGCGGGCGCGCUUGGGGUUCGCGAGCCCGCGGUGCUGAUCCCGGCUCGUCGCGCCGCCUGCCCUCCCGCUGUAUGCCCCCCGGGCGCGGCCAUGGAGGUGGUGGGCGACUUCGAGUACAGCAAGAGGGACCUCGUGGGACACGGGGCCUUCGCCGUGGUUUUCCGGGGGCGGCACCGCCAGAAAACUGAUUGGGAGGUAGCUAUUAAAAGUAUUAAUAAAAAGAACUUGUCAAAAUCACAAAUACUGCUUGGAAAGGAAAUUAAAAUCUUAAAGGAACUUCAGCACGAAAAUAUUGUAGCACUCUAUGAUGUUCAGGAAUUGCCGAACUCUGUCUUUCUGGUGAUGGAGUAUUGCAAUGGUGGAGACCUGGCAGAUUAUUUGCAAGCUAAAGGAACUCUCAGUGAAGAUACUAUCAGAGUGUUUCUACAUCAGAUUGCAGCUGCCAUGCGAAUYCUGCACAGCAAAGGAAUAAUCCACAGGGAUCUCAAACCGCAGAACAUUUUGUUGUCUUACGCCAAUCGCAGAAAGUCAAGUGUCAGUGGUAUUCGCAUCAAAAUAGCGGAUUUUGGUUUUGCUCGUUACCUACACAGUAAUAUGAUGGCUGCAACGCUGUGUGGAUCCCCAAUGUACAUGGCUCCUGAAGUUAUUAUGUCUCAACAUUAUGAUGCUAAGGCAGACUUGUGGAGCAUAGGAACAGUGAUAUAUCAAUGCCUAGUUGGAAAACCACCUUUUCAGGCCAAUAGUCCUCAAGACCUAAGGAUGUUUUAUGAAAAAAACAGGAGCUUAAUGCCUAGUAUUCCUAGAGAAACAUCACCUUAUUUGGCUAGUCUCCUUUUGGGUUUGCUUCAGAGAAACCAAAAAGACAGAAUGGAUUUUGAAGCAUUUUUUAGCCAUCCUUUUCUAGAGCAGGUUCCAGUAAAAAAAUCUUGCCCAGUCCCAGUGCCUGUGUAUGCUGGUUCUGUCCCUGGAAACUCCUGUGGCAGCUCUCCRUCUUGUCGCUUUGCUUCUCCACCAUCCCUUCCAGAUAUGCAGCAUAUUCAGGAAGAAAACUUAUCCUCCCCACCAUUGGGUCCUCCYAACUAUCUACAAGUGUCUAAAGAUUCUGCCAGUACUAGUAGCAAGAACUCUUCUUGUGACACCGAUGACUUUGUUUUGGUACCACACAACAUCUCGUCAGACCACUCAUAUGACAUGCCAAUGGGAACUACUGGCAGACGUGCUUCAAAUGAGUUCUUGGUGUGUGGAGGGCAGUGUCAACCAACCGUGUCACCUCACAGUGAAACAGCCCCAAUUCCAGUUCCUACUCAAAUAAGGAAUUAUCAACGCAUUGAACAGAAUCUUACAUCUACUGCCAGCUCUGGCACAAAUCCGCAUGGUUCUCCAAGAUCUGCUGUGGUACGAAGGUCUAACACCAGCCCCAUGGGCUUCCUCCGGUUGGGAUCUGGCUCCUCUGCACCAGCAGACACAGCUCAGACAGUUGGACGAAGACUGUCUAUUGGGUCUUCUAGGCCUUAUUCACCUUCCCCUUUGGUUGGUACCAUUCCUGAGCAGUUUAGUCAGUGCUGUUGUGGACAUUCUCAGGGCCAUGAAUCCAGAAGUAGAAACUCUUCAGGUUCUCCAGUACCACAGGCUCAGUCACCACAGUCUCUCUUAUUGGGUGCUAGACUGCAGAGCGCCCCUACCCUUACUGACAUCUAUCAGAACAAACAGAAGCUAAGAAAACAGCACUCUGACCCUGUGUGCCCAUCCCAUACUGGGGCUGGAUACAACUACUCACCUCAGCCCAGUCGGCCUGGCAGCCUUGGAACAUCUCCCACCAAGCAUAUGGGAUCUUCUCCACGGAGUUCUGAUUGGUUCUUUAAAACUCCUUUACCAACAAUCAUUGGUUCUCCUACUAAGACCACAGCUCCUUUCAAAAUCCCUAAAACACAAGCGUCUUCCAACCUGUUAGCCUUGGUUACUCGUCAUGGGCCUGCUGAAGGGCAGUCCAAAGAUGGGAAUGACCCACGGGAAUGUUCCCAUUGCCUUUUGGUACAAGGAAGUGAGAGGCAUCGAUUUGAACAACAGAACAAAGCAGUGUUUGGCAGAUCUGUCAGUACUGGGAAGUUAUCAGAUCAACAAGUAAAGGCGUCUUUAGGUGGACACCAGGGCAGCACUGAUAGUUUAAAUACAGAACGGCCUAUGGAUAUAGCUCCUGCAGGAGCCUGUGGUGUUGUACUGGCACCACCCGCAGGAACCGCUACAAAUUCUAGGGCUGUCCUCUUCACUGUGGGGUCUCCUCCACACAGCGCCACAGGCCCCACUUGUACCCAUAUGGUCCUACGAACAAGAACCACCUCAGUGGGGUCCAGCAGCUCAGGAGGCUCUCUGUGCUCUGCAAGUGGCCGUGUGUGUGUGGGCUCCCCACCUGGCCCGGGCUUGGGCUCUUCCCCACCGGGAGCAGAGGCAGCUCCCAGCCUGAGAUAUGUGCCUUAUGGUGCUUCACCCCCCAGCCUAGAGGGGCUUAUCACUUUUGAAGCCCCCGAACUGCCAGAGGAGACACUGAUGGAGCGAGAACACACAGAUACCUUACGCCAUCUGAAUGUGAUGCUGAUGUUCACGGAGUGUGUGCUGGACCUAACAGCUGUGAGGGGGGGGAACCCUGAGCUGUGCACAUCUGCAGUGUCCUUGUACCAGAUUCAAGAGAGUGUGGUUGUGGACCAGAUCAGCCAGUUGAGUAAAGACUGGGGGCGGGUAGAACAGCUGGUGUUAUACAUGAAAGCAGCACAGCUGCUUGCAGCUUCCCUGCAUCUUGCCAAAGCUCAGAUCAAGUCCGGGAAGCUGAGCCCAUCCUCAGCCGUGAAACAAGUUGUCAAAAAUCUGAACGAUCGGUAUAAACUCUGCAUCACCAUGUGCAAAAAACUCACAGAAAAGCUGACUCGCUUCUUCUCUGACAAACAGAGAUUUAUUGAUGAAAUCAACAGUGUAACUGCAGAGAAACUCAUCUAUAAUUGUGCUGUGGAAAUGGUUCAGUCUGCAGCCCUGGAUGAGAUGUUUCAGCAGACUGAAGAUAUUGUUUAUCGUUACCAUAAGGCAGCCCUUCUCUUGGAAGGCCUAACCAAGAUUCUACAAGACCCUGCAGAUAUUGAAAAUGUACAUAAAUAUAAAUCUAGUAUUGAAAGAAGAUUGUCAGCACUCUGCUGUAGCACUGCGACUGUGUGAGAAGCAGGCAUGUCCAUGGACCGGCGUGGGAGCAUGAGGUGAUACAUUUGAGAUUACAGCUUGGUUCUGUCACCCAUCCCCAGGAAACUAGUUUAACUGGUGACUACCAAAGAACAAGCAGCAAUUUCAAAAAGGAAAAACAAUCCAAAAACUAYRUUUGUAGAAAAUCUGCCUUACUGGARAAGAUACUCCCUUUUCCCUUUUUCUUUGUAGAARCAGAARCAAGAGUAUUCCAGUUUGCUCCCUGUUUGAACUUGGUAAAUAAACAUACCUUAGAACUAGAAUUAUCAUUUAUUCUUAUGGAUAAUUAAACAUGAAAUAAGGCAAGUGGCACUUCACUCRGUUCAUAGAGCAAUGUAUGAAAUGCCAUGUGUUUGCUGAGGUGUACACAAGCAAGAAUAUACACCUCGUCAGACAGUUUGAUGUUUGGGGUGAGUUUGUCUGAACCUGAGCAUGCAUCUUUCAACAGCUCAGGAAGAAAUAGUUUAAGAAGAAGCAAAAGAUGGCUCUUGGAAGAAAUUUUGAAAUCUUCAAUUUGAUCUAGUAUGGACAUWCGUUAAUUCUUCCAAAAUCUUUCAUAUUGCACUAAUUUAUUAAAACAACUGUGUAUUGGAUUUUGCAAUUUAA
Messenger RNA from Urocitellus parryii (Arctic ground squirrel), 4243 nucleotides. RefSeq names its product unc-51 like autophagy activating kinase 2 (gene Ulk2). Lineage: Eukaryota; Metazoa; Chordata; Mammalia; Rodentia; Sciuridae. Gene Ontology annotation, biological process: positive regulation of autophagy; autophagosome assembly; piecemeal microautophagy of the nucleus. Gene Ontology annotation, molecular function: ATP binding; protein serine/threonine kinase activity. The record is from RefSeq and is a predicted model, not a curated record. Gene Ontology annotation, cellular component: phagophore assembly site membrane; cytosol; cytoplasm.